UCGGGAAUUACUGCCCUGCCGCCGACUAAGUUGCAUUCCUUGAAUCUUCGCAGAAAAGACAAUUCUUUAAUCAGAGUUAGUAAUGUGGACAGUACAAAAUCGAGAGAGUUUGGGACUUCUCUCUUUCCCUGUGAUGAUUGCCAUGGUCUGUUGUGCACACAGCGCCAAUGAGCCCAGCAACAUGUCAUACGUGAAAGAGACAGUGGACAGAUUGCUCAAAGGAUAUGACAUUCGCUUGCGGCCGGACUUUGGAGGGCCCCCUGUGGAUGUAGGGAUGCGGAUCGAUGUCGCCAGCAUAGACAUGGUCUCCGAAGUGAACAUGGAUUAUACACUCACCAUGUAUUUCCAGCAAUCUUGGAAAGACAAAAGGCUUUCUUAUUCUGGAAUCCCGCUAAAUCUCACACUAGACAACAGGGUAGCUGACCAACUCUGGGUGCCAGACACCUACUUUCUGAAUGACAAGAAAUCAUUUGUGCAUGGGGUUACAGUCAAGAAUCGAAUGAUCCGACUGCAUCCUGAUGGAACAGUUCUCUACGGACUCCGGAUCACAACCACAGCUGCAUGUAUGAUGGACCUACGAAGAUAUCCUCUGGAUGAGCAAAACUGCACUCUGGAGAUUGAAAGUUACGGCUAUACCACCGAUGACAUUGAGUUUUACUGGAAUGGAGGAGAGGGAGCAGUAACUGGAGUUAAUAAAAUUGAGCUUCCUCAGUUUUCAAUUGUCGACUACAAGAUGGUCUCCAAGAAAGUGGAGUUCACAACUGGGGCAUAUCCACGACUGUCGCUAAGUUUUCGUCUGAAGAGAAAUAUUGGCUACUUCAUUUUGCAAACCUACAUGCCUUCCACGUUGAUUACAAUUCUGUCCUGGGUGUCUUUUUGGAUCAACUAUGAUGCAUCUGCAGCCAGAGUUGCAUUAGGAAUCACCACCGUGCUGACAAUGACAACCAUUAGCACUCACCUCAGGGAGACUUUGCCAAAGAUCCCGUAUGUCAAAGCGAUUGACAUUUACCUGAUGGGUUGCUUUGUGUUUGUGUUCCUGGCUCUCCUGGAAUAUGCCUUUGUAAACUACAUCUUCUUUGGAAAAGGCCCUCAGAAAAAGGGAGCUGGCAAACAAGACCAGAGUGCCAAUGAGAAGAACAAACUGGAGAUGAAUAAAGUUCAGGUCGACGCCCACGGCAACAUCCUGCUCAGCACCCUGGAGAUCAGGAACGAGACGAGCGGCUCGGAAGUGCUCACGGGCGUGAGCGAGCCCAAGGCCAGCAGCAUGUACUCGUACGACAGCGCCAGCAUCCAGUACCGGAAGCCGCUCAGCAGCCGCGGCGAGGCGUACGGGCGCGCGCUCGACCGGCACGGCGCGCACAGCAAGGGGCGCAUCCGCCGGCGCGCCUCGCAGCUCAAGGUCAAAAUCCCCGACCUGACGGACGUGAACUCCAUAGACAAGUGGUCCCGAAUGUUCUUCCCCAUCACCUUUUCUCUUUUUAACGUCGUUUAUUGGCUUUACUAUGUACACUAAGGUCUGUCCUGAGGGUUCGUAAACGACUCCUGUCCUCUUUUCAUUUGUAACCCCACAGGCCCCCCAGCAGCGACACUGCUGUGUUUUUCUGAGGAGGGAAGAAAAAGGAAAGUGCAAGUAUUUGUUCAUGUUGGUUCAAUCAGCAAUUACUGGGAUGAGAAAGAGAAAAACGAACAAAUAUCUCAGUUUCCUGAAAGCAAACAAAGGUAAACUUGUUAACGGAAUGUAGAAUAUUAUGUAAACUUCCUUGUAAAUUCUGUACAUAGUUCAUUGAAUUGUUCCUUGUUGCGUGGUGGUCUUUGGCUUUGGGUGGAUGUUUGAACAAUCCGAGCAUUGUAAAUAAUGUAAGCUAAAAGGCACUUGCUUUUAUUCACAAAGUGAAGCAACUAGUGAUUUGGGCCCAAACCAGAAUCUUUUUAGCUCUUACUCUCUCUCUGCCAUUGCGCGUGUGCAGUUGCGUCGCUCUGCCGGGUGUCUGUGAUCACUGCCUCAUGCCCUAACUCCACAAAGAGGGACAGUAGCUGCGACAAGGCUGUGCUCCCGUGGGGCUCAGGGAUGGCGCACCAGCAGAGACCGGAACCAUAGCGAGCUGCUCCUGGAACCGUAUCAUGAAAAUUAGGUGUGUUUUUAGCAGUCAUUCGUGGCUAUUCAUAUAUUGAAAUACCAAAUCAUCCAUGCUGUUUGAGGGGUCAGGAAUGGAAGGGAUGUUCAAAAUCCACACGUAAUCUAAAGCAUCAUUUGCACCAAUAGCUUUAGAUUCUACCUUUUUUCCUUCCACAAUGUUUCCCAGAACUUUGAACAAGACUAGAAGUGAGUGGAUGGGUUUGAUCAGGGUAAACAGUCAAAUGUCCAAAUGAUGGGAAGGAAAAAAGGAAGAGACAGUGAAUGACAUUGAUAACACCAACUGGCUGAUUCAUCCCGCAAAGAUUCAGAAGUAACAUGUCACCGUUUCUAAAAGGUAAAGAGAAAUAUUGGGAAUUAAAGCAAGUAUUUUUCAACUGGGAGCCCGGGAUGUGUUUGAUAUGUGCUAGUUAAACUUAGAAUCUGGUGAUUAAAUAUUUUCACAUAUAUUUCUCCCAAGUCCUAAUAUUCUUGAAAAAGACUUCAGAAUGGUGGGAUAUUCAGCCAUAAGAUGUGUUUCCAUGUACGCUGGCAGUCCCAGAGAUGGUGAUGGUGUCUGCAGAAAUUCAGAAUAGCCUAGAAAGCUGGGACAGACUGGUUUCUCAGUAACAUUUUAGAGUACAUAGUAUCUUUCUUGGAGUUAGGAAUUUAGCAAGGCAGGGUUUUUUGUGCUAAGCUUUUAUGUGCUUGGAGAGUCAUUCUGGCUUCAGAAUGUCACAACCAGUGUCCACCAGCGAUCAAAUAAGAAAAAUGCCCUGUAGGAACCAACAAGGUCAGGCAAUUUCUAGGUCUAGAAUCCACUGUGCUUUUACGUUAAUCAUGCUUUUUCUAUACAACUGAAAUCAACUAAACUGACAGAAACCUCAUGUUAGAGGUUGUAGUUUCACAAGCAACAUUUGAAAGGAAAUCCUUUUAAAUAGAAGAAUUGCAAACCAGAAAAUGCUAAGUUCCUAGAAGGGUAAGGAUAAAGAGUUUUGAGUUUAUUUUUACUUCUCUGAUAGCAAGAACUUCCUUAUUUGAAUUGAAGAGGCCUAACAGUUGUUUGUUUUGUUUUUCCUCAUCAAGAAGUCUUCGGUGUGUCGAGGGUCUCACAGUCAUUCCUGGCUGGCCCCCAGGGACCUUGCAGAUCCUGGGGCACCAGCACUGAUCACAAGGACCUCAGUGGGAAUUCAGUGUGGGGAAAAUAGGUGUGUAAAUAACCAGUUGGAAAGAAACCCAUGUUCAUGAGUGAUUCUCCCUGCAUAUCCCGUCCCGAAGACAACAGAAAAAUAAAUCACUAAAAAAAAAAGAGGCCAAAUAACAUUAUGCAUUUGCCUUAGGUGCACAGGGUCACGUAUUCACUAGCUUAAAACAGCUCAUGUUAGAAGCCAAAGGAUACAUAAGAGCAAUCAGUAUUGUUAUCCGGCUGUCACCUCUCCCUGGGUUUCCUUUUGAAGAGAAACAGAAAAGGGGGGACAUUUUCCAAUAUAACCUUUUUUAUGGGUGAAAAUUAUUAAAAUGUGUCAUGUGUAUGCAUCGUGUGAGUGUGGCUGCGUGAAACAGAUGACCUCUCUUGUGUUCGUUCCUCCCCAGCAAUGUAUGCCAUCCAACCUCAUGCCUUAACCCAAUGAAACCAGUUCAUUUUUCCUCUUUCUCUUUCAAACUUCCCAAGUUAUCUUGCCCGGGCAUAGCUGAAAGCUUCAGCUUUGAACUUACAUUGCAUAUCUUCAACUGAAUUCACAAAAACAAUGAACUUUAAUAAUUUGCCCAAAUGCUUCUCCCUGUUGCCUUGAAAAGGUCUUUGGAGGUAGCUUGUGUCAUCACGAUAGCCUCCUCUGAACUGCCUUGGGUUAUUUUUCUGCUUUUCUGUCCUUUCUGUAAAGAGUACAUGUUUACAUAAACCUUGUCUCUCCCAGCCUAAUUUAUAAUAAGGUGGAAAUAAAAGUCUAGCUCAAACCUAGGAAAAUUCACGUUAUCUACACGUUAUCACGUUUGAUGAUAAGAACGGUCCCUUACAUUCUAGUUGCAAUAUGGUGAAUUCACAUCAUGUCAGCUCUUUUCCACCAAACUUGUUUACUCAUGCCCUCCUUUCGCCUUAAUUGCACACCUUUUAUUAAACCUACUAUUAUUCCUUCCAGAAUGGUUUCUCAUUUAUGUAGUAUACCACUGGUUACAAGCCAUCCUCUGGGAACCCAACCCACUUUAUCUUUUCAGUCGCUUAUUCUUGUUACAGAUUCCACUUCCAUGUAUCUCCCACCAACUACCCCUCAGCCUUCUAGCAGGCGUUAAAUGUAGUAAGACAAGUCAUAAUGCAAACUUGUCUAAAUUGCCCUUCCCAAGUAUGUGGAACAUCCUCUUCCUCCAAACAGCAUUCCUAUACUUAGAGAACAUAGAGUUCUCUAAACAUAUACCAAGCAAUGUACAGAAUAACUUUAAAAUGUUAACAGUAAAUGAGCUGUGUGGUGGAGAGAGGCAAAUGAUAGUGGACGGGCAUAGAAUUGAAUGACCAGGCCUUUAAGGCGCCUCCCUGCCUGGUUGUUUGACUUCAGACAUACCAUCACAUGCCUUCCAAGUUCCCUUCCAAAUUUCAACUAGUUGGAAACCAAGUUCACAACUAAAUUUCCAAGGACAUUUUAGAGAUGUUUCUUUGUGCAGGAAGUUACCAGAAUGACAUAGUAGCACUGUAGUCUCUGCUAAAACAGACCCAUAAAUAUCCUUUGUUUUAUAACUUUGGGGGUAACUCAUCAGGGUCGGCCGUCAGGUGUCAAGUGAAUCAAAUUCAAUACCUGUUCAUAUUCCUUUAAAAAUAUAUUGAAGCUAAAAUAUUUAGAAAUUAUAAUUUACAGAUGGCAGAAAAAUGUUUUUAAACAAUUUUAAUAAUGGUCUGUACUACAAAUAUUUCCCUUCAAGAGCACUGGAGAGUCUCAGAUAACAUAAAUCAGUGUGGUCCCUAUUUUUAGAUCUCUGGAAGACGUUGAUCCCUUUGGCCAUUCUCUGCAACUCAGUCUGGAAAAGCCCUGAAAUACUCCCUCCAGAGUGGAAGAGCCCAUCUCUAGGCAGCAUCUGAACAGAAAUGCUGCUGCAGCCCCCUUCAAUGUUUCUCCCUAGUGGGGACCCCAUCACUGUCUCUGUUCUGUAGGUGGAGUAGCCAGGUAGGCAUGAGCGCUCAGACAAGGGGCACCCUCCCAUCUAGUUGGAAAAGAUCCCAGGUCUUCAGAAUCUGUUAUAUGCUCUCCCUGCCCCACUUUCCCAACCACCCUCCUAUCCCCCACUUGACUAGUUCAAUGUGCCAAUUGUUUUAGGCACAGCUGUGACAAGACUGCAAGUUUACUUAUUAAAUUGUGAUUAACAUUUCUAGCUAUUCAUAUUUUUAAAGCAUGCACCCUCCCCACUCCAGUCUCUGAACAUGACCCCCAAUGUGAUUUCUUCACACAGAUAUUCUUAACUUUCUCCCUUUUUCAGAAGAUACUUUCCAACUCUAAAGUCCCAUGAUUCUCCUGAGAGCCCCCUGACCGUUCAGAAUUUCUGGGAGAGUGCCCAAAACUUCAUCCCUUCCAUUGUAGGCCAAUCUACAUAUAAGAUGGCCUCUUUUUUGUAAAGUUAGCCUAAUAUUCUGCUUCUUGCCUCUCACGGUGCAUAAAGCUGUUACUCCAACCUUCCUAUAUGCAAGUGUGCUCUUAAAGGAGGGAACUAAUAAUUUUCUUUUUCAGGUUUCUUAUACUUUACACAUUUGAGAUGGGUUCAUAGUUAAUGUCAUCUUUUUAAAAACAGGGGAAGCAUUUAUAAGUCUUCAAAUUCUCACCAAGAUAAGAUUAAUAUAUCAAGAGGAGAUAUAUAUACCAAUAUAUAUAUCAAUUAGGAUUCAUUCAGGUAUAAGUUACAAAAGAGGCAACUAAAAGUAACUUUAACCAAAAUGAUAGUUCAUAUAACAAUAAGUGCAGAUGCAGGGUGGUUCCUGGGCUAAUUAUUUCAAUAGCACAAUGAUGUCAUCCAGGACCUGGGUCCCCUCCCCAAACCAGUUCUUUCUAACUCUAUAUGUUAUUAGCACCCAUUGUGGUUGAAAAAUGGCCACAUUCAUGUACUGAUAUAAACUGGCAGAAACAAGGGAAAGUCUUGCCUUAGGUAUCUUUUUAAAAGCAAGGAAAUCUUUCUCCAGAAAACUCUUCCAAGCAAUUCCAUUGGCCAGGGUUGGAUUCGACAACCAUUCCUAAACCAGUCACUGAUAAAAGGAAUGAAAUUAUCAUGAUGGGUUACAACAUUGAUCCAAUGAGUUGCCCAGUGCCGGGGGAAUAAAAGAUAGAAUAUAUUAACAAAAAGAAGGAAGAAUGGCUUUGGGGUAGAUAUCCAAACAUGACUGUCACACAUCGGUCUAAAUUUUCAGAAGACUUUGUCACACAUAAUUUCAUGAUUUGAUCUUCACUACAACCCUGUGAAAAUUAUGAUGACAAUACCAAUAUCUGGAAAUGGAGGCUAAAUAGGUUCUAAAUGAUUUACCCAAAAUCUGUAACGAGUUAGCGAUAGAGUUAGUAUUCAAUCUGAGCUUUUUUUUUUUUUUUUCCGGACUGCAAAGGGAAAGCUAUAUCUACUCUAACCACACUGCCUCGAACUAAUCCUUUGUACCUUAUGAUACAGGUUUUGGGUGGUUCAAAGAUAAAAGGGGAGUAGGAAGAAAGAGAACAAUUUCCAUCCCAGAUACUGUGGCCAGUAAACACUUGUUCUUUUUUUUUUUCUCUUUCUCUUCCACCCUGCACACACCGCCCCCCCCAAACACAUACAAAAGCCUUUCAUUAUUCUCUUGAGGGAAAGUGUGGAAGGAAUAGCUUGAACAACAACUGAAUAGCCUGAGGUGUGCCCCAGUUCUUUUUUGGAGAACAUUAGGGGACCACAUGCCCCAGUUUCCCUGAAACAACUACAUUUCUCUCUUGGAUUUGUCCAUUUAGAUAAUAAUCAUAUAGUCAUACUAAUUAUAGGUCUCAUAACUCCCAUCCCUGGUGGGUAUUGGAAAUCUUAAUAAGAUAAUAUUAAUACCCUGGAGAAAAUAUAUGCCUUGGCUACCUAUGAAUCAUUUAAGCCUGAUCUCAGUCUCUCCAUCACUCACACUUUAUUUCUCAUUGUUCCCCUUACCUAGCUUCAAGCAAACUAACCCUCACAUUUCUACUGCACCAACAGCCACAUGCUUGUUGCUGUUUGAAGUUUUAAAUUUCUUUUCCACUGCCCAGAUUUUCCUCUUUCCUUGCCCCUCCCCAACGGUGGAUUAUGAAUCAAACCAACAUCAUCCAAAAAGCCAUCCAUGAGCAACCUUUCCUAUUCUGUUUACUCUCCUGCUAGCUCUCUCUCAAUUCUUGUGGUCACUUAGUCCAUAAUGAUAGGUGUUGAAUUUGUGUAUCUUCUGGUAGUUAGAAAAAUAAAUGCUUUGCUUCCCAAAAUAAGGUCCUUAAGGGUAAAUGCCCCAUUUUCUAAUUCUUUUCUAUUGCCCAAAGCAUUUGUUGUUCUGUCCAUGGUAGAGAGUCUGUAAAUACUGAUUGAAUGACCUACACUGGUAAAUGUGGGAACAGAAAAAUUUCCUACGGACAGUACUUCAGGAUUACAGAUAAUAACUUGUGAAACCUGUGCCGCCCACACCCUCCCCCAACUUAUUUCAGUUCCAUAGAGCCUAGGUCUACAACCUCUAAACAGAUAAAAAAUACAGUCAAACUUACAGAUGAACUCAGGUUUGGGUCUGUGCAAAGUGGUCAUUGAGAUUUUCCCCAAAUGCUUAUGACUUAAACAGACUGAAUCUUAAAUUCUACCAGUUCCGGCAUAAUUGAACUUUCUGUGCUGAUUACGACCUAUUUAAAAAAUUCUUCGUUCAAAGUUUCAUUACCCCUUCCCCCUGUAUACUCCUUUUUGCCUUAUUAAAAGCCUUCUGCAUCGAGGUCGUGGGGGGUGUUUACUCUCAAAGUUGGGACUGCAUUGCCUAAUUGGAGCACUCCAGUGUGAAUUCUAAGAGAAUACUUCUAGAGGGUAUUGCACACCAGAUUUCAUUUCUGCCAAGAAAUGAACAGAAGGUUUAGAACUAUCUAAGAGGGAUGGGCAGUUUUUGCUGUCCCUCAAGACUGCAUAAAAUAGAUGUAUGGAGAAAUACGUUUCCUGCAGCCCUUCUUUCAAUUGUGAACUUUCCUGUUCCCCUGUUCUAUAUAUUAUUUACAAAUUUGCAUAAAAGUAAUAAAUAUAUCAUUUGCAAGCCUUACCUCAGAGUGGCAACCAGCCACCCGUUUUACUAGAUAACGUAUUUUUCUACUUGAUAUUCCCCCAAAUACAUUGAAUUGCAAUGUAUCUGCUUUUUCUUUUUUAAGCUAAUCAAUUCAUGUUAAUCUGUUUCCUACAUCUUUUUAAAACACUCACUGGAUAAAGCUUGAAAUCUUUUAUAUUUUGCGACAAUGCUCCUGAGACAUUUUUAGGGAAGCCCCUUGAUUAUUCUAACUCAGUGCAGUGUUAUGCAAAGCAGAAUUAUAAAUAAAGUGAUAUUUCAUAUUCAGAACAUCCACUACUAGGUAUGGAAUGCUCGUGAUUAGAUAUGCAUAUAUUUAUUGACUGUGUUCUUUCAACUCCUUAUUUUAGAGAGGGCCAUGAACCCUCUCGAUACAAACUACCAUGCAGCAUUAUUCCAAAGUCAAGGUUGCAUGAGGUUUUCAGAAAUUCUAAAUGUUUACAAAGACUAAAAGUUUUUUGACAUCGUAAAUAAGCUUUUUAUUUUUGACCACCAGGCAGCAUUUUGUGCCAUUGUGAUGGGAACCUAAUGGCUAAUGUGAAAUAAUGUUGUUGUGUCAUUUAAAAGGGUAAUGAAAAUGUAAAUUGGAAAUUUCAACAUUGUGUACAUACAAAUAAAACUGUUUUUGAGAGAACACAUCUGGGUUAGGGUGGCUUGCUUGAAAAAAUUCUCUUGGCUGUCCAUCAUCUCUGAAUAAUAGUUUCACUUCUGUGACUUUACCCAAGGAGACUCAAGCCGAGGCAAAGAUCUUUUCACAGUGAUUCGGGAGGCUUGGGAAAGCAGGACUCCUUAGGCUAAAGAAUGGGGUAAUUUCUAUUCCUGCCAGCAAUGGAACACCUCUUUGGCACCACCUCACCGAAAACCUGAUUGAAUACAAAAAUUAGCUACACUCUCCAGACCAGUCUCCUGCUGUUUUAAUUCACAGCACCCUGUCCUAAGUAGCUGGGGCUUUCAAAGGCAGGCACUACAUAUACACAAAAAUUCAUACCUUACGUUGCCUCUCAAAACCUGUUAUGCUUAUCAGGUAUGUUAGAAUAUGUUAAGUGUUUUAUUCCUUGUACUUUUAAGUCCCCAGUAAUCAAUUUGCUGAAUCGUCUACUUACCCUCCUACCGAACCUGAUUUAGCUAAUCUAUGUCCUGAUUGCUAUUACACAGUUCUUGUAAAGAAAAUAAUCCCUUUCCCCCUCUUUAUUCUUCAGCAGGCAGAACUUCUUUAAUUGGAAAGAAACCAUAUAUUAAUGUUCUUUUGUUCUUUUUGACAUCAGCAUUUGCUUUCUUACAUAAGCAGAUAAUACCUUUUAUAUACCUACCAGACCACUAGAAAAGCUAUAUGGCAAGAAUAAGUAUUUCUGGAAACCAAUAAAUUUGAAUGAAAUGGGAUAGGUUUAAAAAAUGCCAAGAAAAGAAAGGUGGACUCCCUGCUUUUAUAAUUCCAGUUUCUAUUUUGUAUCAAUAUAUGCUGCAUUUUCUGAUUGAAACUACUGUUGUGUUUAAAGAAACUUGAGAUUUUCUGUGGUUGCUUUUUACAUUUGAAAUCAAACUUUCAUACUGUUUGUUUGACUGUAAUCUUUCUGUUAGGGAUCUGAUUAAAAUAUACUAAGCGUUUCAUUAAUUCCUUUUUAAGUCCUUAUAGUUUGUGACGUUAUGACUUUGCUAUCUCAAAAACUAUCUGUGGACAAAAUCCAUGAAGCCUGUAGACUGUGAUUUAUACACAUGAAAGAAGAAACGGAGUUUUCCCUCUAAGCAGUGAAUCAGCGAAUAAGAAACUGUCCAGUGUCCUCUGAUUCCUGACCCUUUUAUCUUUCAUGGCCUUUUUUCUAUUCUUAAUCAUUCAUUGAAUAAUCAUGUAUUCUUGUAAAAAGAAAAUCAACUUACAUGCAAUCAGGUACGGACACAAGAAACGCUUGUGCUCCCGAGAUCAGGACUCACAGAUACUCCAGCAGUCCCAGGACUGUAGUUCACUCAGUGUUUUUGUUCAUUGUGUGGCUUUGCUAUAACGUUGCUGUUUUCUUUGCUCUGGUACUACAGGAUUUUAAAUGUUUCAGCAAAUGAAAGAAAACACAUUUGAAGGCUGGUGUCAAAAACCACCAGCUAGACUCACAAAAGCCGUUGUGUAGCUUCUGAAAUGUAGUUGGAUGCUGUAAAUAUGUACAAUUUAUGUUAGCUUGUUUAUUCCUAAAACACAAAUAAAACUUUUUUAAAUUUAAAA
Molecule: messenger RNA, 10572 nt
Organism: Suricata suricatta (meerkat)
Lineage: Eukaryota; Metazoa; Chordata; Mammalia; Carnivora; Herpestidae
Gene: GABRB1
Product: gamma-aminobutyric acid type A receptor beta1 subunit
Exons: 10
Coding region: 83-1513 (476 amino acids)
Biological process (GO): regulation of membrane potential; signal transduction; nervous system process
Cellular component (GO): membrane; synapse; GABA-A receptor complex
Molecular function (GO): neurotransmitter receptor activity; extracellular ligand-gated monoatomic ion channel activity; GABA-A receptor activity
Source: RefSeq, a predicted model, not a curated record